CCCCAGACCAUCAACCCCCUGCAGCUCAAUGCCCCAAUGUCGCUCGCCAGCUCCCGCCCCAUCUCCAUGUCGGCAUGCGCGGCCUGCCGAGGCCAGUCCCACAUCCACACCCACUCCCACACCCACACCCACACCAACCUCGCCCACUCCCACUCCCACAUCCACUCCUAUCCCCAUCCCCACUCCCACUCCCACUCCUAUCCCCUGCCUGUUGCCCACCCCCAUGCACUCGGCUCUCUCCAGGCACCCGGUUUGAUGUCCCAAAAGACGCUUCCGGCCUCGUCGCUGCACUUCCACCCCAACCCGUCCAUCCACCCCCUCUCGAUCCACCACCCCCAAGCCAUCCUCCGGUCCGAUGUCCACUUGCCGGCCCGAGACGACGCCAUGUCGAUCGAAUCGGCCAGCCUCGGGUCUCCAAACCCCUUCAAGAUCGGCACCUCGCCCGAGACAUCGCUGACGGUCGAGCGAACCCCCUCGGAGCUGUAUGGCGGCAGCGGGCCGUUCUUCCUGACGCUCGGGGACAUUGGAGCACCGUUCAGCAGCGAUCUGGAAGCCUACGAGAUCGGUGGCUACUCUGCGAGCGAUAUGUCGUCGCUGGCGUAUGGCGGGGCGUUCCCGAUGAAUGUCCCUGUCAUGGCGACCGCACAGGCACCGACUCCGAUGACCACUCCGACCCUCACUCCGACCCCCACUCCGGCCACGGCAGCAACUAUCACUCCCACAGCCAUCUCGGUGUAUUCCGGCGAUAUCUCUGACGCACCCGCGGCACCAAUUGUGUCCGGUAGCUCUAGCACCCGCAGCUCGUUCUUGAAGAAGGAUCUUGGCUUCUCGACUGCUUCCGAGAUCCUCUCCAAGCUCGUCCACAGCACCGGCCGCGAAAGCAUCGGGUCGCGGCGCAGCCAGGUCAAAGUUGCAUGCAACCACUGCAAGAAGGCGUGCAAACGCUGCGAUAGCAACCGCCCAUGCAGUCGGUGCGUCCGCCUGGAUUAUACGGACUGUGCUGAUGCGCCUCGAAAGGAGCGCAAGCGCAUCAAGCGGAGCAUCAAGACUCCAUCGAUGGAGUCUCUCACGAGCGACAUCGAGACAGCAUCGCAAUACACCACCGCCACCGCCACAACCGACACCAGAGACACCGACUCCAUUUCCAUGCUUUCCACCAGCGAGUUCUCCGAAGGCGAAUCGACCUACCGCUCCGUCUCCAUCAAGACCCGGCCAUCGCUGACCUCCAUUUGCUCGAUGUUCGAAGAUCCGGUGUCUCCGCCCCCGAUCCACAUGCCUCUUCGCGAUUAUGCUGAGCCCAUGGACAGCAUGCCCCAGACCCCUGAAGAAUUUGACAGCCUGCUCAUGAAUCCCAAUCAGUUUGAAUCGUUUUUCCCCGAGGGUGGCUAUCGCUUCUAA
Molecule: messenger RNA, 1398 nt
Organism: Polychytrium aggregatum
Lineage: Eukaryota; Fungi; Chytridiomycota; Chytridiomycetes; Polychytriales
Exons: 1
Biological process (GO): regulation of DNA-templated transcription
Molecular function (GO): zinc ion binding; DNA-binding transcription factor activity, RNA polymerase II-specific
Source: RefSeq, a predicted model, not a curated record